This is a messenger RNA of Cyclopterus lumpus (lumpfish), 1455 nucleotides long. Its product is annotated as ectonucleotide pyrophosphatase/phosphodiesterase family member 7-like. The transcript is spliced from 6 exons. Bases 1 to 1455 code for a protein of 484 amino acids. The record is from RefSeq and is a predicted model, not a curated record. NCBI's taxonomy places the organism in Eukaryota, Metazoa, Chordata, Actinopteri, Perciformes, Cyclopteridae.
AUGGCGCCAGCGAAGACGUCGGCCGCUCUGUGGACCGCCGGCCUCGGCCUCCUCUGGGCCUCGGUCGUCGUCGUCGGGGCCCCGGUGGGCAAGCGGACGCCGCCGCCGCCGAAGGUGCUGCUGAUCUCCUUCGAUGGGUUCCGGUGGGAUUACGACCGCGGCGUGGACACGCCGAACCUGGACCGGAUGGCCGAGGACGGGGUCAAGGCCCUGUACGUCACUCCCCCUUACCUCACGAUCACCAGUCCCUCACACUUCACCCUCUUGACAGGCCGCUACAUCGAGAACCACGGGGUGAUCCACAACAUGUGGUUCGACACCACCACCACGGAGAAGAAGCCGUACUACCAGACCCAGUUUGUGGACGAGUGGUGGGACAACGGCUCGCUGCCCAUCUGGAUCACCGCGCAGAGACAGGGCCUAAAAGCUGGCUCUCUUCACUUUCCCGGCACAGCUUCCAGUUACCAGGGACAGGUUGCUAUGGUGCGGGAAGUGGAGCCGCCGCUGUACAACUACAAGAACGAGACGGCGUGGCGAGACAACGCCGACAAGGUGAUGGGCUGGUUCGCGGACCGGCAGCUGGACUUCGUGGCGCUGUACUUCGGCGAGCCGGACGGCGUGGGCCACAGGUACGGGCCCGACUCCCCGCAGCUGCGCGACAUGGUCCGGCAGGUGGACCGGACGGUGGGCUACAUCCGCCGCUCGGCCGAACUCCGCGGGCUGACCGACCGCCUGAACAUCAUCGUCACCUCCGACCACGGCAUGAGCUCGGUGUACCGCGGCGGCCUGGCGGAGGAGAUCACCCUGUCCGAGAUCCCGGGCUUCUCCUUCCGCGACCUGGCCUUCCACCUGGUGGACUUCGGCCCCUCCGGGAUGCUGUUGCCGAAGCCGGGCAAGCUGGAGAAGGUCUACGCGGCCCUGAAGGGGGCCCAUCCGCACCUGCACGUGUUCAAGAAGGAGGAGAUGCCGGAGCGCCUCCGCUUUGCCAACAACGACCGCAUCCUCCCCAUCGUUCUGUGGGCCGACGCCGGAUACGUCAUCAACGGGUACUUCCCCGUUCAGUUCCACAAGGGCGAGCACGGCUUUGACAACCAGGACAUGGACAUGAAGCCCUUCUUCAGGGCGGUGGGCCCGGCGUUUCGCAGGAACCUGGAGGUGGGGCCCUUCGAGACGGUGAACAUCUACCCCUUGAUGUGUCACAUCCUGGGCAUCCGGCCGGAGGUCAACGACGGCCACCUGAACGCCACCGGUCACAUGCUGGUCACCGGCGCUCCGGCUCCGGCUCCGGCUCGGGGUUUCCUGCAGAGCGUCUUCACCGGCUCGGCCGCGGCGGCCGGAUUCCUUCUGGUGGUUUUUCUGGCGGCGACGACGUCCCACAAAAUACUGCAGAACAAACGGUCAGGAAGUUCAGAACCUCUUCCGGGAAAAGAAAAGACAAAACAAACUUCCCUUUGA